AUGCUCAACAUGCUCGUCGGCUACCUGCUCUUGGCAUUCCAACUCAACAGCGUGGUGCAGGUCAUUGCUCAAGAUGCACCAGAAAAUUGUGAGUACAAUUUUAUGAGUCAAAAAAUGCGACAAGCAAUCCUUGAAGCCCAUAACCGACGUAGGAGUUUACUUGCUGAUGGAAGAGUUAGAAGAAAUGUUCUUUCUCCCGAUUUUUUCCCCACAGCAACAAACAUGCUUUUUAUGAUGUAUGACUGCGAUUUGGAGAUGAAAGCAGCUUACACAGAUCCAUGCAAGGCGCAUGUACGUCCAAAGUCAUUCUCCUACACAGGAAUGAAUUCCUAUCAUAUCAAAACAAGAGUCGAAAACUUCCGGCCAGUCAAGUCUCCUGAAAAUGCAUUAAAAGAAGCUGCGGAGAUAUGGUGGGAAGAUCACAUGUACUACACCGGAUUUCAAGGAGUCACACCUCGAGAAAAGGACUAUCCAAUCAUUCCAUUCCUCAUAGUAUGUUUCUGUUACUUUAUUUCCUGGCUUGUAUAG
Molecule: messenger RNA, 528 nt
Organism: Ostertagia ostertagi
Lineage: Eukaryota; Metazoa; Nematoda; Chromadorea; Rhabditida; Trichostrongylidae
Source: the annotation of a GenBank genome assembly